Daphnia pulicaria is the source of this 1222-nucleotide messenger RNA. RefSeq lists its product as uncharacterized. NCBI's taxonomy places the organism in Eukaryota, Metazoa, Arthropoda, Branchiopoda, Diplostraca, Daphniidae. The record is from RefSeq and is a predicted model, not a curated record. Bases 314 to 1147 code for a protein of 277 amino acids. The transcript has 4 exons.
AUCAAACACACGAGCGAGGACAAAGCCAAUGUCAAACGAAAGAGAAAUAGACACAAUUUACCAAAGGACCUCUGCUACUAUCUACUACACACAGAGCCAUCUCACAAUGUAACAAAAACGUCAACGUAAUAGACAUCAACUCGUAUGCCGUGUGUGGCAUCAUUAUUUUCUUUUAAAUUAUUAUUUUAAUGGUAGAGUGAAACGUUUAGAAAACGAUUUUACGACACAAGCCAAACGUUUAUUCAUUCCUGUGUUUUUCAGUGUACGAAACAAGUUAUAGCCGAUCGAGUAAAGGAACUUGUGCGCCAAAGAAAUGAGUGGUUUUUCAAGUAUUUUGCAAAGUUUGCACACCAUUUUCGGUAAAGGUGUCCUUGGCACUUCGGAUAACAGCAGCCCUGCAAAACAGGAAUGGCUAGAGAGAAAGGCGGCCGUCAUGAGACCAGGAAAAAGGAGCUACAUAAUCAAAAGUCUUUGGCACGUCGAGUGUUCCCGAUGCGAUCACUAUCUUUAUCAAACCGAAGAGGAAGUGGAACAAGAACAAAGGAGAUUGUGCGUCGAGAAUUACAGAACGGCCUUUCGGGCCGUCAAGGAUUGCUUUGACGGAGUAGACGGCAAGUCCGGCAGGCCUUGGAAGAUCAAAUACCCUGCCCUGUCAUCGCAUGACAAUGUUAAAGUCAUCAAAACACUCCAGAAGAAAUGGGUCAAAAUGUUUCCGUCUCAGGACGUGGAGCCAGUCAGCGAAGACAUGAAAUUUCUCUUGUUCGCCGAUCCGUACUUCCAACGGGCUUGCCAUCAAUUGACAAACGAUAGUUUCCUGCUGGAAAACUACCAGAGAGUCAUCCAUUCACUUGCCAAAAUUGCGUCCGCCAUGGAGAAACCAAAGAUUGCCGAGCUGAUACUUUUGUAUGCGAAUGAUGAAAGAGAAUUCGCAUUGGAAAGUAACGAGCCGUACAGCAUUACGUGCUGGGACGAACCGGCUUACGCCUUCCUAGGUGGCCCGCUAACAGAGCGACAGUUGAAAUGGAUGAAGUUUGCCAUCAAUGUCGCUCACGUUCCAGAAAAAGAAUCUGACCGUAUAAGAUACGAACACGAUGACGAACAGAUGCCCGAUUCCUCGGAGAAUGUGGAAGAAAUUGCGCCGUCUUAAACCAAACUGACGUCAUUAUACUCUUUCCGCAUAUGAUUGUUAAGAGUUAAUGUGGAUUAUGUAAUAGAAACACAG